AUGGGUAAUGUUUUUGAUGGUUCAUCAUAUGGUUCACACGGAGGAUCUGGUACAGUUUUCGAGACACCCACGCAGGCUCUGUUAUCUUUCUCCUUCAAGUUAGAUUUUGAAUGCAGCAACAAUGUAGCUGAAUACAAAGCGUUAAUUUUGGGACUGCGUAUGGCGGAGGAACUUAAUUUAGGGGAAAUAGACAUAAAAGUCAAAGCUGGUCACGAACCAGAUAUCAUGAGACUUUCAGCAGCCCUAGCAUCAAAGAUGCAAUUGAACGAAGCGGAUGAAGGAACAGUGGUGGUAAAGAAAAGAGCGUUACCAAGCACAUGGAAAGAAGACGCGGCGUUCGAGCAAAAGGAUGAUUGGAGAGUAUCUUAUAUUGAGGAUCUUACCAAGGAAUCGGAUGACCAGCUUCUGUCUACUAAAAUACUAAAGCAAUUUGUCAUAAUAAGAGGAGCAUUAUAUUUUCGAACACCCGAAGGAUCCUUAUCACGUUGCGUAGGGAAGCUAAAGGCACAAGAACUUUUGAACCGCUUCCACGAAGAAUCUUGCAGACAGACAUGGGGAAUUCCAUUAUAUCGUCGUUUGCAGAGGAUGGGUGUAUACUCUCCGAACAUGGCAGUUCAAGCGGCGGUAAUACAGGAUAAAUGCGAAGAUUUUCAAGCGCCUCUGAAAAAAAUGGAGAUGGGGACUCGACAUCAUUGGACAGAUAAGUCCAACUUCAUCCGGACGCAUAAAUAUAUCAUCACUGCCACCGAGUACUCUUCAAAAUGGGUAGAAGCCAUUCCACUCCGAGAUUAUUCAGGAACUACAAUCGCGACAUUUAUUAAAGAACAUAUUAUAUGUCAUUUCGAUGCACUAAUGGUCAUCCGCUCGGAUAAUGGUACCUCUUUUGUUAACCAGACUGUUAAGGAACUGUUAGAUCAGUGCGGUAUUAAUUUCCAUACUUCGACUGUCUAUUACCCUCAGGGGAAUGGACAGGCAGAGGCUACUAACAAAACAUUGUUGAAGAUAUUAAGCCGCAUGGUACAUGAUCACCAUAGAAUCUGGCAUGAGCAACUACCUCUUGCACUUUGGGCAUACCGCAUUUCCAAAAUAAGUUCAACCGGAGCCUCCCCUUAUUCCUUGGUAUACGGAGAAGAUUGCAUACUACCAGCGGAGAUCGCUAUUCCUUCUGCACGUGUAGCCAUGGCCAGUCUCACUACCCCGGACGAGGUUAUCCAUUUUCCUCACCUUGAUACUUUGGAGGAACGACGAGCUAAAGCUGAGCGAUUCGCAGACAAGUAUAGGCAAAGGACGGCAAGAUACUAUAGCCAGAAGGUGAAAGAACGAACUUUCUGCAUAAAUGACAUAGUCAUGAAGAUUGCCCCGCAUGUUCAACGAAAUGAAAAGGAAAGAAAGUUCGCCGCGAAUUGGGAAGGUCCUUACAUGAUUAGUGAAGCAGCAGAGAGCGGAUACUACUACCUCAAGCGGAUGAAUGGGUCAAGAAUAAAUACCCCUAUCAAUGGUAAAUGGCUUAAAACUUAUUAUGCAUAA
This is a messenger RNA of Papaver somniferum (opium poppy), 1527 nucleotides long. RefSeq lists its product as uncharacterized. The record is from RefSeq and is a predicted model, not a curated record. Gene Ontology annotation, molecular function: nucleic acid binding. Gene Ontology annotation, biological process: DNA integration. The transcript is spliced from 3 exons. Bases 1 to 1527 code for a protein of 508 amino acids. Lineage: Eukaryota; Viridiplantae; Streptophyta; Magnoliopsida; Ranunculales; Papaveraceae.